Messenger RNA from Physcomitrium patens, 1157 nucleotides. NCBI's taxonomy places the organism in Eukaryota, Viridiplantae, Streptophyta, Bryopsida, Funariales, Funariaceae. The record is from RefSeq and is a predicted model, not a curated record.
AACGUUCGGAGGCAAAGUGCUGAAGUGUUGGCCUCGUCGAUGUCGCCGUGGUAAAGGCGGAGUUGCGCCGGAGGACGCCGUGGACUCGGGCUUCUCGUUCAGCUUCUCCUUCCCCUGUUCUAUCUCGUAACAUAGGUUUCAGGCUUUCGAUUCGGGUUCCAGCUAUGGUAACUGCAACACUUGCGCUAUACCCUGCGCCUCCGCCAUCAUCACGACCACAGUUUCGUGUGCGGUGGCGAAGCACAGCAUCAUUAGGAAGUGGUUUUCCGCGACGGAAUUUCGGAGGUAACGGGGGUAGUCUAGUGAGAUUUAGGUCAGGUUCAUGGAGUGGCGCUUGCCGAGCGCAAGUGCCGAAUUCCGAUGACAUUGUGACGUCUCCUCUUGCUUUUGUUGCUGAUCAACCUCAGGUGUUUUACUUUGCUGUCGCCAAUGCUCAGUCUCUUAUGCUAGAGGGACCUCCAUUGGAAUCUGUUCUACAGCAUGGAAUAGAAAGAGCUGAAAGGGCUAAAAGAGCUAGAGAUGUGUGGCUCAUUCUGGAACCUGCAUUCUUAAGCGAACAUCCUGGCUUAAAAACAUUGAACGCGCAGCUCACAAAACCAACAGCCGCCAUUCUAUCAACAAAUGCAGAUUGGAUGCUUUCAUAUGUUAAGAAAAGUCUUCCUAUGGCAGUCAUGGGCAAAUUUACCUCUCCAUCUGAAGCAGUCCCUGAUCCGCUGAAAUCAAAUAUAAGUGGAAAUAAUUCUGUCGUUAGCGGGGGUGGCGUAUGGCACUGAGGUCUAAAUGAGCAACACUGUUAAAGGCGACUGAUGGAGACGCAGGGGCCGCGGUUUCAUACUUUCAAAUCAAUGUGAGUAAACCUGAAGUGAAAGGUGCAGCAUCCUAGAGCCAGGCAGAGCCUUGUGAUAACUCAGUUUUUCAUAUAUCGAGCAUAGGAUUGUGAGGGUGCUUGCUAACUUUCUAACGUUUUCUUAAAAAUUCUCGAGUUUAAACAGCAUGGUGGAGUCGCAUGCUCUUUGUCGAGGGCGUAGAAUUUGAGGCUUUGAGGCUUUGCGGCCAGAGCGGUGUCAUUUUGGUCCGGGACCUCCCUAUCUGAUGUGCAAGGUUAUGACCUCUCUUGACACUGGUAAUAGAUUAAAAGGUGUUUUUUACAUGCUCAA